GCAGAUUAACCCUUUCUAUUUAGAUAAAAUCCCAACAUUAUUAAUUUAUUUUAUACUCUCACUCUCUUUCCUCUCCAUCUUCUCUCUCAAAUCUUCUUCCUCCCAUCAUUUCUCUCUCUUAAAAUACACCACUCUAAAUAAUUAAUCUUCUUUUUACAACUUUUUUUUAAUUCAAUGAUGGAAUUCGAGGAUGAGCACGAAGAAGAGGAGGAAGAGGAAGAAGAAGAACAAUCAUCAGAAAUGGCCAUAACUCCAACUUUCAAGAAAAACCAACAACAACAAAAUCUAGCAACAACAACAACAACAGUAACAACAGUGAGAUACCGAGAAUGUUUGAAAAACCACGCUGUCGGAAUCGGAGGCCACGCUGUAGACGGUUGCGGUGAGUUCAUGCCAGCUGGCACAGAAGGUAGCAUCGACGCUUUAAGAUGCGCCGCGUGUAACUGCCACCGUAACUUCCACCGUAAAGAAAAUCUCCCCGACAACAACGUUGUUGUCAACUCUUCAUCUCAACUCACUCUCUACACUCCUCGUCCCCACUCCCACCAAAUUUACCAAUUUUACCCUUACAACCGAACAACACCUGGAUACCUCCACGUGUCGGGUGGACAAAGGCCGUUGGCGUUGCCAUCUCCGACAAUGAACCAGAACCACCAUUACAACAACCAACAACAACAACAAAAACACGAGGAGAUGGUUGUCGGAAGAGAUGAAGUUGUUAAUAAUAAUAAUAAUAAUCACACUCAUCAUAUAAGUAGUACUACUACGGGUGUCGGAGAAGGAGGAACAAUGGAUAUAAGUGGAGGUACGAUGUUGUCGGGAGGUAGUAAUUCUUCGGGGAAGAAGAGGUUUAGAACUAAGUUUACACAAGAACAAAAGGAUAAGAUGUUGGAUUUGGCGGAGAAACUUGGUUGGAAAAUUCAGAAACAAGAUGAACUUGUGGUGCAUCAAUUCUGUCAUGAAACUGGGGUUAAAAGACAUGUUCUUAAGGUUUGGAUGCAUAAUAACAAACUUACUCUUGGUAAGAAACCCUAAUUACUUUUUCAAUUUUAUUAGCUACUAGUCUAGUAGUUGUCUAGCUACUUUAGUUGUGUCUUUGUACUUGAUAAACUAUAUAUUUUAUGGUGAUUAGUGAUGUUAUUAUUAAUAUGAUUAUGAUCAUAUGUUAGUAUUUUUAUGAAAUUAAAGGGAUUUGGAGUAGGAAAAUUAUUCUAGCUCCCAGGUGUACUUGUUCUUAGUCUAGGUGUUAUGAAAUUAGUGUAAAACUCUGUGUUAUUUUUUGUGGUUUUAAUGGAGUAUUAGUUAUUAUCUUGGUUAUUAAUUAAUGGAGAUAUUUAAUUA
This is a messenger RNA of Beta vulgaris subsp. vulgaris (sugar beet), 1341 nucleotides long. Its product is annotated as zinc-finger homeodomain protein 2. The transcript has a single exon. Gene Ontology annotation, biological process: regulation of developmental process; regulation of DNA-templated transcription. The record is from RefSeq and is a predicted model, not a curated record. Gene Ontology annotation, molecular function: transcription cis-regulatory region binding; DNA-binding transcription factor activity. The coding region runs from base 175 to 1035 and encodes 286 amino acids. Gene Ontology annotation, cellular component: nucleus. NCBI's taxonomy places the organism in Eukaryota, Viridiplantae, Streptophyta, Magnoliopsida, Caryophyllales, Amaranthaceae.